UCUUUUUUUUUUUUUAAUAAGGGUGAUAUAGGUACUACUGAAGGGAUUCGAACCUGGGACCUCCAGGUUCAAGGCUAGUAUUAUUACCACUAGACCAAUCCCUUGUUCGUAAUGGUCAAUCUAUUUCUUUGUACCCGACUACGAGUCGGUUCUUUGAUUCUCAGACCUGACUGAAUUACAGUAUGUAACUGUCUCUUUUAUUCAAUCAAUGUGAUUUUCUUUUGUAAAAAAAAAAAUUUGGUCAAUCUAUUAUAUUUAUAAUUAAAUGGCUCGGAGGGCAAGCGGUUACCUCAAUGCUUAUAUUUGUUUCGUACUAAGCACGAACCAGGUCAAGUAAUACCUGCGUGGAUAUGAGGAAGGGAGGGUGGGUCGACCCAUUUUUAUAUGUUAUUUAAAAAAAGAACGCCGAUAUAUUUAACUAUUUUACAGAAAACAUAGAUAAAAACACUUCAUAAAUGAAUGAUAAAUAUAGUAGAAGAAAUAAUUGAGUCUAAGUAGCUGAAAGAUAAAAUUUUAAAUUUCUUUGGGAUGAAAAUAUGAUUUUAUAAAGGUUAAAAUAGGAGAAAUACAUGUAGAUAUUGAUGCAAAUUAUGAUAGAACGGGGCGGGACGUGACAGUGACAGACAGGUCGAAAUCUAUACUCAUGCCCUGCUCCACAGUUCACACUGCUGCAGACGGUAAUACUCACUCCAAACUAGGGGUGGCAGUCGGUCGGUUUCGGUUUAAUCAAAAACCAAUUUCUCGGUUAUCGGUGAAACUGAGCCGCCUCCCAGAGCUGCCGACCGUGAGAAGACGACGGUUAAUCUACCACCGACCAGCCGGUUUUUCGAAUUUGGUUCGGUUAGCCGUGGUAACCGGAAUGGCAGACGAGAUGGUCGGUUUCAGGCGAGCCAAUGAGUUAAACGAGGCGAUGGUGCGGCAGAGGGGCGUGGUCAGGGCGAUGGGGCGAGGGCGCCAGCGAUGUCGCGGUUGAUCGGCGGAGGGUUGCUGGAGCAGGCAGGGGAGGGACACGACGGUGGUUGCUGGAUUUGGGAGGUCGGCGUGGGUCGGCAGGGGAGAGCUGUGGAGGAGACGGCGAGGCGAUGGUGGACGGCUGGGAGUAGGCCGUGGUGGAGGAGACGACGAGGCAAUGGUGGACGGCGGACGACACUGGUGGUGAGGAGUGAGAAGAAGAGUUCGGAGGGUGAAGGACGGCGGGAGUGGAGGGUGAGUGGUGAGGGUGCAAGGUCGGCAAAGAGGUAGGGUUUGAGAUUUUUUUUUUUUUUUACUUUUCUAUCAUUGAAACGGCGUCGUAUGAAUAUCGAUCGGUUAGUUCGGAUAACCGAGUUUCGGUUACUCGGUCAACCGAGACUAUCCUCACCAUCACCGACCACCGACCGCAUCAAUUAACCGUCGGUUUUCAGUUAGCUGUUAAUCGGCGGUUAUCGGUUAAACCGGUCGGCUAACCGCUAGCCGAAAACCGAACUGCCACCCCUACUCCAAACAGGUCAGAUAGCAUUUUCUUACUUAGGGUAUGUCGUACCCUAGAUUUUACAUAAGAUGCGAUAAAAAAAGCUAUCUAGACCUUGAAUUAAUACGAUUUUUGGGCAAGAUAAUAUAUCAUAAUCCUUGAUGAGUGAAUUCUAGGUCUUACUUAUCUAAAUCAUAGAGGUUAACUCCUAAGAUUGUGCAUAUAAUUUGUUGCAUAUAUUUUGAUGAAUCAUAAUCGUCAAUUGUUGUUUGUAAAUAAUUUGAUCUUACUGUAUGAGAUUUAUAGAACCGAGACAUAGUUUUUAAUCUUUAAGUGUUUGAAAAUAAUACCAUAUGCCAAACUCUGAUCAAUUCAAGGUCUAAAUAUCAUUUUCUUACUCAAUGUAUGUCAUACAUUUAAUUUUAUACCAGUGGAAUAAAACCAUAUAUAUGAUAAAAAUUUAAUUUGACAUUGUCAAUGAUUUUAAUGGUAAUCAAUAUUGAUUAGUGGCAGACACGUAGAUGGUGAGGUUGGGCCAAGUCAUCACCAUAGAUAUUUGGAGGCUGAUUUUGACUUUAAAUAUCGACCACAGACACCAUAGAAUAUAUAUGCGUGUCACCUUCUUGACCCACACGAAUUAGCAUUAUUUAAUCAUGUGUUUUGCUUUCAUUUUCAGAUUACAUAUUAAUUAGGACAGUUGAUUACCAGGUCGGCUAAUCUUACUGGCAAGAAAGAAAAAAAAACAACUAAACAAGUCCACUAAUUAAUCCCUUUCACCUUCUAAACCAAAUAAAAACAUAUACACACACUAGCUUUUGUCCCUCUCGCAAAUGUGUAUGCUCAACCUUAUGACCAAACCUAGAGUGAGGUUUAAGGUGUUCAUAUGUGCCUUGGUUGGACUAUAAUAAUUUCUAAAGAAGAAGAUAUGACUUCAAUUAAUAAAUCAUAUCUCGAUUCAAACCCUAAUAUUGUAACACCUUCAGAUGAUGGAAGAGAUUAAAGACUGAAGAAGGAUCAAAUAUUUGAUUAAACCAUUCGGCCCUAGUCACUAGAUCUCAUCAUUUUACCUUACAUAAUUAAAUCUUGAUGACAUGGAAACCAAAACCCAUAAAUUAGGAUGAUCGGACAUCAACCAUGCACAAAAUUGCUCUUGGAGGCGAUAUGACCCCGAUGCAGUUUCCAACAAAAAUAUUAAUUAACAAUUUGAUUUCUAUAUUAUUACUUAUUAGUAAGAAAUCUUGUUGGAUUUUCAAGCAGGGCGCAAUUUGUUCAAGGAGGUGAAACAUCCUUGUAACGGUUUAUUAUCAAGUACUACAAAUAAGAUCGGGUCAAGAUGAAAUAAAUGAAAAUCUGUACACAUGUGAGUUAUUCUUCUAAGAUAAAUCCUAAUUAUCAUCAUCAACGACUAUUAUAGUAGAGAUAAGUUUACAAUAGUUCCAAUACCAUCUAUAUGCCAACACGAAUCCGAUGGUCCCAAACUCGACCGAGAUAAACAAUAACCCUUUUGAUAAGUAGUAAAUAUAUACAUAAAUAUCUCAUUUUCUGAUAUGUACAAAAUUUACAGUACGUAAAAAAGAAGUGACAAAAAUCGCUACCAAACAAAAUGUCCUGUGUCACUUUUUUCUGCCUUGUGAAAGUAGGCAACCCCUUUCUACCUUAGAUCAAACAAAGGCCAACAAAUGGAAGCCAAAUCAAAUUUGAAUAAACUG
This is a messenger RNA of Linum trigynum, 3159 nucleotides long. The record is from the annotation of a GenBank genome assembly. Lineage: Eukaryota; Viridiplantae; Streptophyta; Magnoliopsida; Malpighiales; Linaceae.